Hyaloscypha bicolor E is the source of this 753-nucleotide messenger RNA. RefSeq lists its product as uncharacterized. The transcript has 5 exons. The coding region runs from base 1 to 753 and encodes 250 amino acids. NCBI's taxonomy places the organism in Eukaryota, Fungi, Ascomycota, Leotiomycetes, Helotiales, Hyaloscyphaceae. Gene Ontology annotation, molecular function: acetate transmembrane transporter activity. Gene Ontology annotation, cellular component: plasma membrane. The record is from RefSeq and is a predicted model, not a curated record.
AUGCAUAUAAAUGGAGGGGCGAAGUUGAAGAGUUUGAAAAGUGCUAGCAGUGUCUCAUUGUCACACGAAGAUUUUGAGAGGCAGAAUACUGUCAAAUGCGGCUUGCAGAGGACUUUUGGAAAUCCAACUCCUGUUGGUCUCUUAGGUAUCCUUUUGAGUGCAACUCCUCUGUCUUGUGAUCUUAUAGGGUGGCGCGGAGCCGGAGGAAAUGGUAAUGCUUCGAUUGGCGCAUACAUAUUCUUCGGCGGUCUCCUCUUAAUAAUCAGCGGCCUCCUUGAGUUCGUGCUCGGAAACACAUUUCCCUUCGUUGUAUUUUUGUCCUUUGGAGCCUUUUGGCUCUCAUACGCCAUAACCCUACAACCGAGUUAUAAUGCGUACACAGCAUAUGCACCCGAUAAUUCCACAUCCUCAUCAGCCGGCCUUGCAAGCAAAGGUUUCAAUGCUAGUUUCGCUUUUCUCCUGCUAUUCAUGGCAGUACUCUGCCUAGUCUUUCUUAUCUGCUCUCUUCGAACGAAUAUCGUUUACGUCGUGGUCUUUACUACUCAAGUCGCUGUGUUUGGUCUUCUUACUGGCAUGCACUUUCAACUUGCAUCUGCCGGUGUUGUAAUGCUUGUGAGUACAAUGGCAAUAUGGUGGAUCUUCUUCGCCACUAUGCUUGAGGCUCUCGAUUUCCCAUUCCAAAUUCCUGUUGGUGACAUAUCAUGGAUGAUUAAAGGGGCCAGCUCUCUCUUAGAGGACAACAGUUUGGCGUAG